Molecule: messenger RNA, 996 nt
Organism: Parascedosporium putredinis
Lineage: Eukaryota; Fungi; Ascomycota; Sordariomycetes; Microascales; Microascaceae
Source: the annotation of a GenBank genome assembly
AUGCUUAAACCACAGAUAGCGUGGCUAAACAACGCGCGAGCGAUGUGCGCGCUGUUCCCCCUUGAAUAUCAAAAAGCUGGUGCCGACAUUCCCAGAGCAUAUCGGCCCAUUCGAGCCCGAUUGAGCAACCAGCGUGACGAGCUUGAAGGCUACUUGGUUGACAAGUUCGGUCUGAGAUCAAAGGCGCCUCUGUACCGCAGCUCGCCGCCGGAUCUCCGCAGCUGGAUGAACCUGGACGGCACCUUUUGGUGGCUCGAGGCGCCCAACGGAAGUUCCUCGGACCGAAAGGGGUUCUCAAGUGUGGCGGAGGACUGGCAGAUCGACGUCGUCAUCGCGCAGGCCAAAGCACUAGGCCUCACCUUGCCGGUAGGCUAUGAGACAUUUAUGCGAAGCAGGCAUCUCAGCUACCGCAUUCCCAGCUACAACGGCUGGUACUACGAGCUGGGCAAGCUCGUCCCCUGCCCUCCGGAAAUCGACAACGGCGCUGGUGGCUAUAUCCAAGUCUUCCACUUCGACCAGCAAUGCUGCGCUUUUGCGUACCUGUACUUGAACAAGGCUGGAAACCACUGCGUCCUUUACUCGCAUCGAGAGCUCUACGACGAUAACUUUGACUUUGACGACCCCGUCGUUGCGGCUACUGAUGUCGAUGAAGACACUUUAAAACGGAAGGAGAAUGUCGAUUAUAGCGGGACCAACGCUGAUUAUAAUAUUGUCGGGCUAAGUUUCGAGGAGUAUCUGGUUGGCGUGUACUUUGAAGAGCAGCUCAAUUUCGCCAACGACCUGUUCCCCUGUUGCAAGACUACAUCGCCCACAUCUACUACUCUCCUGCAGAGGUUGAAUGUUUGCGUCACCAGAGCAAGGCGAUUAAUACUUUUCUCGAUUCAAUCAAGUGGUCUUCUAAGGAGACGGGCGGAAAUGCAGCGCACACUUCUACAUCUUGACUGCCCAUCGACGAUAGUGCAAGCCCGAGGUCGGAGAGCAUCCAUACAUGGAUAG